Molecule: messenger RNA, 2687 nt
Organism: Harpegnathos saltator (Jerdon's jumping ant)
Lineage: Eukaryota; Metazoa; Arthropoda; Insecta; Hymenoptera; Formicidae
Gene: Rexo5
Product: RNA exonuclease 5
Exons: 10
Coding region: 282-2339 (685 amino acids)
Cellular component (GO): nucleus
Molecular function (GO): nucleic acid binding; exonuclease activity
Source: RefSeq, a predicted model, not a curated record
AUGAGCUAAAAAUUCAUAUGUUUAAUAUAUGAAAAUGCUUUGGGGAGAGGGCUUCGCCCCUCCCCAACAUGUACUAUUUUACAUUUUUCGACUGAAAAGAACAGACCAUAAGUCUCUGUAUUACCGACAUGACAGAUUUCCUAACCUCGCAUGUGUCACUUUUUAACUAUUUAUUUCUCGCAAACUAGAGCCGAGCGACCAUUUUUACUUGCAGAUUCGGCUUCUACACGUCAAAAUACAUAAGAUAGGUUGUAAAUUAUCUCAUAUAUGUGAAGUAAUAGAUGAUGAACGGAUACACAACAAAACAAUUACAAAGGUUGGAAAAAAAGAAGAAAAAAGUGGCAGCAUUUUUAGAAAUUGCGAAACUCAAUGACAGAGAUAAAGAAAUAAAAUUGCAGUCUCAAGAAGAGACAUCAAUUGUUGAUGAUAUAUUAAGUAAACAGAAUAAUAUUGAUAUGACUGGAGAAGAUUCUAAUAAACGAUCCCGUGACAUGGAUACAGAUGAUAUAAACAGGUUGGAUUACAUUAAGGACAAAGGAAAUUCUAAUGCAACAGAUGAAAUAGAAUUACAGGCAAAUAAAAAACCUAGAUUAAAUGGUGAAGAAUAUGCAAUCUUGAAACAAGAACUGAGAGAACGUAAAAAGAGGCUUACAACAAUUCCAAGGCUUACUCUUAAAGCAGGUGGUGAAAAUGCUACUUUAGAAGCAAGUAAAGUGGGAAAGAGGAUACCUAUAUUUCUCAGUGAUGUGCAACAUCUUCUGCUAUACUCAUUACUCGGGAAUUAUUCUCCCUAUCUACCAUCACGAUGGUGUCAAUUGGAGAAACACAAUAAAGUAUCCCACACUGUAGUUUUUGUGAUUGAAGGAUUAUCUUUGUAUCAUUUUGUGGCGCACGAGAGCAUGUUUCCACACAUAACAAACAACUUAAAAUACCAGUUGGAGGUAGUAACACCUGCUAUCUACGGAGCAUCUAUAAUAGAAGAACUUGCAGCUGUUCCUUUAACAGGAACACAGAGUUCUAAAUUAAUCAAACAAUAUGGUUCUUUGGAAACUGCUUUACAAACUACUGGAAAUGUUAUAAGAUUAUUAAAAACUAUAUUCCCAGUAUGUCCUAUAAAUGAUAAUAAAAUGGAAAUGGAAGCUUGCAAAAAUUUACCACAAUCCGACAAAUUCUGCAGAACAAAACUGCUCUUGUCACUGUGGCAAAUGGUGGAAGAAAAUUACCCUGUACCUUUGAAAGGAAUUUUAGCAGAAAAAUACAAUUCAUAUGUAUUGACAAAGGACCAUUACAAAGAAGCUAUAGCAACGUCUCCGAUGUUCGCUUUAGAUUGCGAAAUGUGCAGGACAACCAUAGGUGAUCUGGAACUUACGAGAAUUAGUAUUGUGGAUGAGAAACUAAAUAUUAUUUAUGACAGCCUAGUGAAACCAGAUAAUGAGAUAACGAAUUAUCUGACUUGCUACAGCGGUAUUACCAAAGAAAUGUUGGAAGACGUUACGGUUAGAUUAAGUGACGUUCAGUCUGUAUUAAGAACUAUACUUCCUCCGGAUGCGAUUCUCGUGGGACAAAGUUUGAACUCUGAUCUCCACACAUUGCAAAUGAUGCAUCCUUAUAUCAUUGACACUUCAGUGAUAUUCAACGUAACUGGUGAUAGGUAUAGGAAAACAAAGCUGCGAAUUUUGGCGCAGGAAUUUCUCGGGGAAAGUAUUCAAAUGAAUCCAACAGGACACUGUUCAGCAGAGGAUUCAAAGGCUUCUAUGAAAUUGGUCCAGUUAAAAUUAGCAAAUAGCGUAAAUUAUGGGGAUGCAGUAUUGCUCGGUGAUUGCAACAUGGAAGUGUUAAAAAUGAAAGUCAAUACAGAGACGAUAUCACAAAGAAUGUUGCAGAAGUUGGAAGCUAAAAAAUAUGCUAUGUCGAUAUUUAGUCAUUUAACAAAGGACAAAACCACUGCCGCCAUCGUGGGCAAGGAGGAAGUAUUAUCGGAAUAUGCCAAAUAUUUAGAGAGUUCCUCCUUGAAUGUUAUGAAUGAUGAAAAUUUUACUAAAGACGAUAAAGUACGUCUCGUAAUAGCGGAAAACAAUAAACACGCGGUAACUAGGACCUCCGAAAUAACAAUGGAGCACGGUUUUACAAUAUGCCACCUAAGGAUUAAAGAAGGGGAAUUAGUAGAUGAGCGAGUAGAAAAAACAUUUCGUACUGUGAACAAAUGGGUGGAUAAAAUUUGGCAGAGUAUCGCAGUAAACGGCCUUGCAUGUGUGUUAUUCACUGGACAAAAUAACGCUGGAAACGGUGCUUGUUUUUUAAAUAUCAAGAAGGAAACGUCGCCUGUUACUUGUGCUUAGAAAAUAUUGCAAUAUAUUAACAUCAGUCUUGAAUAAAAUUGAAAUUCAACAAAAAAUUCUAGCUCGAUGACAUAUAAUCUGAAAGAAAUUCUUUAUCAAAUUAAUCAAAAAUUCUUGAUUUUUAAAUAAAACUUAAUUUUGUUUACACUGAUUGUCUAAUAUGUAUUUAAUCAACUAAUAAUUUUAUAUUAAAUUAUUUUAAUGUGCAUAUAUAACAUAUUUCUUCUGUAAUUCAUGUUAAUUUCUGGUACACUGUAGUUUAUAUGUAUCCUCGAAAUUAAGAUAAUUCGAUCAAGUUACUAUUUGAUAUAGGUAUCAAACAAUAUAAACAAGCAUUUUUACUACUUU